This is a messenger RNA of Seminavis robusta, 3459 nucleotides long. The record is from the annotation of a GenBank genome assembly. NCBI's taxonomy places the organism in Eukaryota, Bacillariophyta, Bacillariophyceae, Naviculales, Naviculaceae.
AUGGAAACGUUCGAAAACGAAGACAGAGGCUUCCAGCUGUGGCUGAGCGAGUUUCUCGCCAGCCACGAAAGCUUCCGAAACAACGCGAUCUUGCAAGAUUUUGUCUGCCGCUUUUUCAUUCGCACUCACCAAUUUCACAAGGAUCACGGGGACCAACUGCUCUAUUGCCAUGGCAAACAUCGCACGUUGGUUUCCUUGUCACAAGCGGCUGAUCGACUUGGGAAACAGUCGCAAUUUGCCAGAUGGUAUGAUUUUGUCCGUCUCGGUCCCAACGCCCGACAAUCAGGACCGGUGCUGGUCGAUGGCGAUAAGAGACGCUUUGAAGCCUUAUCCAUCAAAAUUCAAGCCUCGCGGAAUAAAAGCAAAUUCGGCUUGACCGAUGACACUGGCUACUUGUUCCCUUGUCUGCAACAGAACAUCCCUCGAGCUUGUUUUGUGGUCUUUGAUCAUUUGCGUGGCAGUGCCUUUAUCAUUCAUGGAAACAAAAAGUUUGCUGGACAAGGUGAUGAAGGCGUGGAAGAAGGAACCACCACCAGCCACGACGCUUCCUCUGCUGUUGACCUUCAUGCUCCACCCGCAAAAUGCUUUCCUGGCACAGAAAAGCUGAAACCAACCCACUACAUCUUCACCUGGAAGGCAAACGGCAAGAAUGCAGGAGUCUACGGCUACACAGAUCCUGUUUCCAAAGAGCUAUGGUUGUUUGUCAACUCCAAGGGAGUUUGUGAGUGUGCUGGGCUCCUGUCGGAUGUCAUGAGCCACGAUCAUUCCAAAAAGACUACCUUUAGCCAACUGUCACUCGUAGAUACCGGCCAGUUUCCUCCUCACAUUUUUGAGUGCUUCCGAGAGAUUUGGAAGGAUGGAAUCAACCAGGAUUUGGUUCUGUCUCUGUGGUCGCGCGGAUACCUAUUAUUGUUUGAAUUCAACGACAAUAAACACAUUGUGCUCGAGUAUGGCAAAGAUGGUCGUCCCGUCGAUCAUUUGGCCUUCAUUGGUAUGGUCCAACUGCCUGAAUUGGGAAGCAUCGACACGGAGCAUUCCGGUCUCGUCUUCAAGGUAGAUCAGGAAUUCACCUUUGAUCUGUGGAGAGGAGCAAUGCAAGCACCUGCUCAAACUUGCAAGCCGACUCUUUUGGUCAAGGUGGGGCACUUGGAGAUGGCCACACAAGCGCUCAUGAAAGGGCGUUUCUUCUACAAGGAUGCCCCCAAGGGAGCGUGGUUUGAUCCCCCACAUCAAAACCAUCAAUGCUUGGCGGGAGAAGGUGCCGUCUGUUAUGAAAUGGCCCAGGACGAGACAAAGGGCGACCCAGUAAUUCGACAACUCUUCAAAGCCAAGACGGCCAGCUACAUCACGCAUCGACAGUUUCGAGAAUUCCUGCGGAGAACACGCAACGGUGACGAUGCGCACUUGACGACAUUCAAGACUCUCCAUCAGCGAGCUUUGAAGUUUUGCCGACAAAAGUUUGGUGAUCUGGCUGCGCAGCCAUACCCCGAUCCAAAAGAAUUCUGUCAUGGCCAAAAGCCCAGCGAUGUGGUUGCGGCUGCGGCAUUGUUCUACACCCAUUUUGCCAUGUGGUUGCAAGAACGUGCCAUACAGAUGGAUUCCACGGCUGCCGCUCUAGUGGAUAUGAUGAGUAAGGAUAUCCUAUUGCCGGCUGAGUCCGAUGCAGGCCGAGACUAUCUGAAAACUGCCAAGAUGUUGGGUCUAUUGGAAGACGAUGUAUUGCGAGACACGACGGAUGGACCAUUCGUUGUGGCUCGGUGUGGCGUGGCCUUUCAAUUGGCUGAGUUCAUGGCGGUCCACGGUUUGGAUGAUUCCUUGGUUUUUGCAGAUCCCGUGGAGAUGGUGAAAAGGCUUGAGAAAGAAAACUUUGUGUGGGAAAAUAUCCCCACUGGCUUUCACGGAGAGAUUGUGGUUGGCUUCAAUCAUGUCUUUCCAGGAGGGGAAACACCCAAGAUGACAAAAGAGGCUAAAAAGGCGAACAAGAAAGGUAAGAAGAAGAAGGAGGACAUAUUGGGGCCUAUAAGGAAAAAAUUCUCGAACUUUCUGGGCUCCAAUCCGCGCGUGAAGGUUGUUCUGGGUAAACGAGACGACCAGCCAGACAUGAUAAUUUUGGAGACUCCUGAUUCUGGCAUUUUGAUAUCCAAAACCACCCACAGCGAGUUCAAUGCUGAGUUGAUGGCGCUGCCGUGUCUUGUGGCGGAAAAGGGGGCGGAAGACUACCUCGACGUGAAGUCACAUCGGCUCGGGCUUGAUGCUGCGGUCCAACAAGCAGAGACAUCUCUGCGCCAGGCCUUUCCGACUUUGCAGGACCUUUUCGAUGCUCAAUCGCCAAUAGAUCUUCAGUUCGGUGAUGUAACUGGUCGCCUUGUCCCGAUGGUUCACUCCUCCACUUCUCCUUCGAAGGUGUUGAUCCUCCGCGGGGUUUCGGGCGUUGGCAAGAGUACAGUUGCAAAGGCAUGUCAACGCUUAUGGCGAGAUACCGGGCAGGAGCCCGUUGCCUCAGCUCCCGUUGUUGAGGCAGACGACUACUUUGGCGCAACAUGUCCGUACCAUCCUGAUUUAAUCUCGGCGGCGCACGAGGAUGCCCAAAACCGUGCUCGAGGGGCACUAGACGACAGCAACGUCCGUUGUCUUGUAGUUUCGAAUACAUCAACCACCGCACGAGAGUAUGCGCCAUACCUCCGAAUGGCCGUUGCCAAAGGAGCUUCCGUGACGAUCUUGACACUGGAUACAGCCACUCCACUUGGAUUCCUCCAGAACCUACACGACGUUGAUCAUAAAAAGGUCGAGAAAAUGGCUCGGAACCUUCGAUCCGCGGAAAACAACCCAGAAGGCAAAACACUCGACGAAAUAUUCAAGAUUGCAGAUGAGCAAAGCGCAAAUGACAGAUUUCAUUCCGACGCUGCGCUUGCUUGGACAGUGCUGGAUACCGAAAGCGUCACUGCUGUACGUGAGAUAUACGUUGGCUUCCUGCAGCACGCCAAGGAGCAAGGGAUCAUGAUCCCUACCAACGUCGUCCGUCCACCCAAUCCGCAUUCGACUCUGGUUUUUGUGAGACGGUCAUCCUGUGUCGAAGAUAUGAAGAGAAUGGCCAGUUUGUGGAGCCGCCAUGGUUCUGUUCAAGAACUGACGUUGGGCGAAGUCAAGUACAGUACCAGGAUCGUCGACAACAAGCAAAAGGUCCUGAUGAGUGUGGCGGUGGCUGUCACGUCGUUUUCUCCAGACCUCGUGGAAAGGGAUUCGCCUCAUAUCACAAUUGCCUAUGACGCAGACAAUGCCAGUGCGGCAGACAGCAACAAAUUGUGGCAAACCGACUUCAAGUGGCCGGAUGAUGCCUCUGUUGGCUGUUGGGGAUUUCAACCAUCACGCGCUAUCUUGAAGGGCACGGUCGAAGCAGGAGCAUUGAAGGGUGAUGGAAUCGUUCACCAAAUGCCCGAUUGGUUGAAAAAGAAACAAUAA